GCGCUGACCAUGGAGGGAUAAAAAAGAGGCUGGCGGGGAGCUGAUCCUCAGUCUCCUGGACAGCUCCGCAAGACCCCAGCCAUGAGACUUCUCCUCCUGGCCCUGCUGGGCAUCUGCUGUCUCUCCGCAUGCACUGUGGACGGUGUGGGCAGUGAAGUCCCUGAGAGGAGCAUCUGUGUGAGCCUGUCCACGCAGCGGCUGCCCAUCAACAGGAUCAGGACCUACACCAUCAAGGAGGGCUCCGUGAGGGCCGUGAUUUUUAUUACCAAACGUGGCCUGAAAGUAUGUGCUAAUCCAGAAGCCGAGUGGGUGAAGUCAGCGGUCAAAAGCGUGGACAGCAGGUCCACCACCAAAAGGAGCAAGCUCCAGAGCAGCGCCACCAGGGCCCAGCCCACCAACACAGCCGGGACCCCGUCUAGGUAGUGGCCUCCCGGCUGCCGCCAGGCUCCCGACACAAGCUCAUGGACUAAUUAGGCUACGCUCACCUUGUACGCAAGUGCUGCUUGAAUAAAACCGUUUCCCUGGGUUUCUAUUUUAA
Messenger RNA from Marmota monax (woodchuck), 538 nucleotides. Its product is annotated as lymphotactin. Lineage: Eukaryota; Metazoa; Chordata; Mammalia; Rodentia; Sciuridae. The transcript has 3 exons. Gene Ontology annotation, molecular function: CCR chemokine receptor binding; chemokine activity. Bases 82 to 423 code for a protein of 113 amino acids. The record is from RefSeq and is a predicted model, not a curated record. Gene Ontology annotation, cellular component: extracellular region. Gene Ontology annotation, biological process: cellular response to tumor necrosis factor; positive regulation of ERK1 and ERK2 cascade; cellular response to interleukin-1.